Molecule: messenger RNA, 1798 nt
Organism: Rhinichthys klamathensis goyatoka
Lineage: Eukaryota; Metazoa; Chordata; Actinopteri; Cypriniformes; Leuciscidae
Gene: chrnb1
Product: cholinergic receptor, nicotinic, beta 1 (muscle)
Exons: 11
Coding region: 114-1592 (492 amino acids)
Biological process (GO): nervous system process; signal transduction; regulation of membrane potential
Cellular component (GO): synapse; postsynaptic membrane; neuron projection
Molecular function (GO): transmembrane signaling receptor activity; acetylcholine-gated monoatomic cation-selective channel activity
Source: RefSeq, a predicted model, not a curated record
GCGCCUGUAACCCGAGCACAGUGACAGCGGUCUGACUUGUUGCAAAAACACGAAUGGACCCUCACGUUGACUUUCUAUGAAGAUAUCCCUGUGGUUUCAUUUGGUGGAUCGCCAUGAAGGCCCAGGACUGGUUUAUUGUCUCCUGCUGCCUCUGUGGCCUGAGCGCAAUGGCAGGUGCAUCAGAAACGGAAGGUAAGCUGAUGAAGAAACUGUUUUCUUCAUACAACGUUAAAGUCCGGCCUGCAAGGAGCCCAGAGGAAAAGGUUGUCGUGAGGAUAGGCAUGACCCUUUCAGCAUUCGUCAGCCUGAACAUGAAAGAUGAGGAGAUGAACACCGUUGUUAUUAUGAACUUGGAGUGGAACGAUUAUCGCCUCUCCUGGAACCCGAAAGAUUACGGGGGAUUUGAUGUGUUGCGUAUCCCGUCUGCAAAAGUGUGGCUUCCUGAUAUUGUUCUCAUCAACAAUAAUGACGGCGUGUUCGAUGUAGCUCUACAGGUCCACGUGCAGGCCUACAGUAAUGGCCGUGUGACGUGGACUCCACCUGCUCUUUUCAGGAGUAUUUGCGGAGUGAAGGUGACAUACUUCCCUUUUGACUGGCAAAAUUGCACCAUGGUUUUCCGUUCUUACACGUAUGAUUCCUCAGAAGUGGAUCUGCAGCCUGGCCUUGAUAAGAAGGGAAAUGAAAUCCGAGAGAUAGUCUUGGACACAGGCUUCAGCGAGAGUGGAGAAUGGCACAUUCGUCAUAAGGUUUCUCAGAAGAAUAUUCGAGAGGACCUGUACGAGGACAUCACCUUCUACCUGAUCAUCGAGAGGAAGCCCAUGUAUUACGUGUUUAACAUCGUCCUGCCCUGUAUCCUCAUCACCAUCAUUGCCAUCUUUAACUUCUACUUGCCACCUGAUGCUGGGGAGAAGAUGGGUCUUUCAAUCAACGUACUGCUGACUUUAACUGUCUUCCUGCUUCUGCUGGCCAACAAGGUUCCCGAAACAUCUCUGGGUGUUCCCAUUAUCGUCAACUACCUGAUGUUCACCAUGAUCCUGGUCACCUGCUCCGUCAUCCUCAGUGUCGUGGUGCUCAACCUUCACCAUCGUUCCCCCAACACACACCAGAUGCCUCUCUGGGUGCGCAAGAUCUUCAUCCACAUGUUGCCUCCAUACCUGGGAAUGCUGCGACCUAAAGUGGAAACCCCUCUGUUUCUCGAGAAACCUUCCAAAAAGGAGAACAUCCAAGCCAUCAGCAGAGUGGCAGAUGAGUACUUCAUCCGCAAGCCCAAUAACACCAACUUCCUCUUCCCCAAACCCCACAGGUUCCAGCCCGAUGGUCAAUGCACUGACCUGAGGAAGUUCAUCGACGGCCCGAGUCAUUUCCUCAGUCUUCCUCCAGAGCUCAAGGCGGCCGUUGACGCCAUCACUUACAUCGCGGAGCAACUGCAGGCCGAGAAAGACUACGAGGCUUUAAAGGAGGACUGGCAGUAUGUUGCCAUGGUGGUUGAUCGACUCUUUCUCUGGAUCUUUGUGGUUUUUACCACUGUUGGGACGCUGGGCAUCUUCACUUAUGCCAGCUUCAAUGCCACUCCCACCGACCCCUUCCCCUAAAUCUGACAGCUCAGAAACAUUGGCAUGUGAUGUGUUAGACACUGUUCAGUGCAUAUUUAUGGUCUUUUACUGUUACAAAAAGAGCACAGUGAUUCAUUCACAUUAUAUUUCCAAAUGUCUGUAUGGAGGAGCGCUUCCAGGACUCAUAAUGUUUGCGAUGGGAUAAUCAUAUUUAGCAAAAAUUCAGGAAACUCCAAAGUACUCUC